Messenger RNA from Gadus chalcogrammus (walleye pollock), 713 nucleotides. RefSeq names its product ADP-ribosylation factor-like 6 interacting protein 5a (gene arl6ip5a). Lineage: Eukaryota; Metazoa; Chordata; Actinopteri; Gadiformes; Gadidae. Bases 47 to 619 code for a protein of 190 amino acids. The record is from RefSeq and is a predicted model, not a curated record. Gene Ontology annotation, biological process: negative regulation of transport. Gene Ontology annotation, cellular component: membrane. The transcript has 3 exons.
GCGCCCUGUUACUGUCAGACCGAUCACAUUCAUCACAACAACCCCGAUGGCCCAACUGGAGCUGACAGCCCUGAGGCCGUGGGACGACUUCUUCCCUGGGUCGGAAAGAUUCUCCAAACCAGACUUCAACGAUCUGGCAAAAUGGAACAACAGAGUUAUAAACAACCUCCUGUAUUAUCAAACCAAUUAUAUAGCCAUGGCCAUCGUGGUGUUCCUCUUAGUCGGAUUUCUGAACCCGGUGGGGAUGUUCAUGGGGAUGGCCGUGGUGGCGGCGGUCUUCCUCGGUUCGGUCUGGGCGGGAGAGAAUAAAGCAGUCAUAAAGACCUUCAAGAAGCAGAACCCUGCAGCGUUUGUGGCUGCCAUCAUGUUGGUCAGCUACAUGCUGAUGUCUUUGGUGGGAGGCGUCAUGGUCUUCAUGUCGGGAAUCACUUUUCCUCUGGCUCUGAUGCUCGCCCAUGCCUCGUUCCGCCUGCGCAACAUGAAGAACAAGCUGGAGAACCGGAUGGAGGUCGUGGGGCUGAAGAGGUCCCCCAUGGGCCUGCUGCUGGAGGCUCUGGGACAACAGGAGGAAAACCUCCAGAAGAUGCAGAACUUUUUGGAAGCAAAGAUGAAGGAGUGAUGAGACACACACACACACACACACACACACACACACACACACACACACACACACACACACACACACACACACACACACACACACACACACACAC